GGCGACGACGACGACUGCACGCUUCUUUCGUGCGCCGCGGACUGUUGCGCGUUGCGACGCGCUACAAGCCGACCGCCAUGUUAACAGGUAGAUCGUUACGAAGCAAAGUGUUACAAGCGUGACUCGAUGUGUAGAAAAUCAACAACUCGGCGUAUCCGUGGCAACCUGACGAAUCAAAGAGCACGUUUCAGCAAAGACAACCGUAUAGGAAUACAUAGUAAUUGGACGAUUGGCAUUCGCCCUCGGAGAUCGGACAAAUCCGGUUCGAUUGCUGCGCUCAACUGUUGUCUCCGCCGAACGCAUAGAACGACGAAGGCAAACCGCAAACGAUUUACAGUGCAAUCUUCGGAUCCCCGCAUUCGUUAUCAUGGGCAACGAGGAGGUAGAUAUAAUUAGCGUGGCGCAGAAACCCGAGAAGAAAACCUCUCUGUUGGAGAGGUACAACAUACCGCUCGAGUAUCUCUCGUACGAAUUCAUAUCGGGAUGUAACGAUGGAAAAACACUGGAGCGAAUUGUUCUCAUAUUACGUUCUGGCGAAGAAGGUGUAUAUCCAGAUUUGACAAAGCACGCGGAGAAACGUCUUAUUAGCAUUAAGCCGACAAGCGCUGUUUUGAGAAAAGCGGAGCCAGUUUUGAGACGAAAUAUGUUGAAUGCGGAUGAACGGCAGGAAAUCGACGACGAUAUCAGCAAUUGGACGUGCGAGAUGCAAUCUCGCGAGAAGGAUUUAGACAAAGGCAAAACCGUCCUUAACAACGAUUCCUCCGCACAACCGAACAUUCGAGAGAUUAAAGUGGAUAUUGACAAAAAGACGAAGAACAACGAGAAAAAGCAGCCCAAUAAACGAAUAUCUUCGUGUGAUUACGCGGCUUGGGAUAAAUACGACGUCGAUACGGAAAUAAACAGGAUAGACCUACAGGACGAGCAGCGACAAGCCGAAAUGAAGAGAAUCCAAGAACGGCAAAAGGAGCUGAAGAAAAUGAAUAGAAUGACGCAUAAAGCGACCGUCAAUAAAUCUUCGUUAACCGGCACGGAAAUAAACGUAAUAGCAGAGCAAGAGAGAGAAAAAGGGAACGAAGCCUUCAAAGCAGCUGAUUACGAAGAAGCCCUUCGACAUUACAACGCUAGUAUCGAAAUCGAAUCGAAUCUGAAUGCUUACAACAAUCGCGCAAUGACAUUUAUAAAGUUGAAACGUUACGAGAAGGCGCUUAACGACUGCAACACGGUGCUUACCAUGGAUUACAAAAAUGUCAAAGCGCUACUUCGCCGAGCGUUAUCCUUGGAGCAUCUCGAGAAGGCAUACGAGGCCUUGGCAGAUUAUGAAGCGGUUUUAAAACUGGAGCCGACUAACAAAACGGCGAUUUCCGGCGUAAACAAGCUGAGAAAACCAUGUGAAAAAUCGAGAAAAAUAAGGAUGAACAUCGAAGAAGAAGAAAAUAUCAGUGUCGACGAAGGCAAGGCCAAGCGAGAAGUGAAGUCGGAGAUGCGAACUGUGGAAACGAACGGCAUCAAGUGUCCGAAACAGCGUGUUAACAACGAUAUAUGUUAUUGCGACAGAGCGCCAGGCCCGUCACAAAGUGUUGCGACGAAGCCGCACUUAAAAGCGAGUUAUUGCGUGGAAACCGACAGUAACAAAGCUGCAGCGGUAAAUAAAAGCAGCGGGAAAACAACGCGCGGCAAUAAAUUAUCACCUGUUGCGAAGGAUUUCGGCAGUGGAAAUAAAACGCCAAAAUCGUAUCUCGAAGACGCUUUCAGGAGUGACGAUAUUUUUACGAUAGCCCGCGAGUCAUUUCACAAACAACGCGGCGCAGAAGGUAGACUGGAAAAGUCUAUUUUUUCGUGCAUCUCUUCUAAUAAAAUAAAACCCUCCACUGUUAUCAUCGAAGAACUUUCGAGCGACGAAGUGAGCGAGAUGCCGAAGAAAAUUAUCAAGCCUGACGAGAAGAAGAGCGAAGCGAAGAAGAAAACGAGUCUGAUAGAAGAGAAAAGUACAUCGACAAAGAAAUCGUGUGUAAAUAAAACCAAGGAAUUAAUCUCUCUUGGGAAAGAAAGUAGAACUAAAACGAAUUUAACGCCGAAUAAAAUUCAGAUAGUUAACGAAUGUGAGAAGCCGAGAAAAAGUACCGACACUAGCGAAACAAGAAUGGAAAUAAAGAAAAAAACGACGCCCAAGGAAGAGAAAGAUACGCUAAUGAAAAGAUCAGAUUUAGAUAAGAAUAAAAAAAGUUCGCUUGAAAACGAAAGCAAGAUUAAAAGGAGCGUAACACCGAGCAAAAUUAUGUUUAAUGAGUAUCAGAAAGACAGCGAAAACCUAGAGGAAUUUCAAAAAUUGGAAAACGUUGAAUCACCUUAUGAAUUCUUACGUCUAUGGCUAUCCCUGAAGGAUGAUUCUAAUUUACAAUUACAUGCGAAACUUUUAAGAUGUAUAGCAUACAAGGACAUAAAUAAAAUUAUAGGCAACAAAUUGGAUGCGACAAUGUUGAGUCUCAUUUUGCAUUGCUGCGAGCAACAAUUCUGCACCCCAAAAGACACAGAGCUACUCACACAUCUACUAUAUUCUUUAAGUCAAUUAAAAAGAUUUUCUAUCAUUUGCAUGUUUAUGGAUUCCAAUGAUAAAAAAGUUAUGGAAAAUAUAUUACGCUUUCUGGAAAAGGAGAAUUCACCUAAAGUCUCACAGUUACGUCAGAUUUAUACUUGAAGACUACUUAUUGCGCACUACUUAUUAGUUAGUAUAAUCGAAUAUGUAU
Molecule: messenger RNA, 2744 nt
Organism: Nylanderia fulva
Lineage: Eukaryota; Metazoa; Arthropoda; Insecta; Hymenoptera; Formicidae
Gene: Spag1
Product: Spag1 axonemal dynein assembly factor
Cellular component (GO): cytosol; mitochondrion
Molecular function (GO): heat shock protein binding
Source: RefSeq, a predicted model, not a curated record